AACAUGCUGAAUACCUGUGCUUCUCUGGCCUCCCAUGGCCUCCAGACAGGAAGAGAGGCCGAAGAGGGGCCAGAUGACUCAGCUGUGUGCUCGGUCCUAGGAAGGGCAAGAGGUGGACGUGACAGAAAGAAAACAAAACAAACAAAAUGCAGAAACUGCUGUGGAAAGAGGUCAUCGUGAAAUUCAAUACCAGAAGAACAAAACAAGGUUAUGCAACGCCAGCUCAAUCCAGUUCUGACUGCAGCCUCCCUCGGAGAUGCGCUUUGCUCUCCAGUUCUUCGGAGACAGAUGCGAGACACCCCUCUGGCUGCUCCUGCUGGUGUCCCCUGCAGGAAGAAACCGUUGGAGUUCGAUGACAACAUUGACUCCGAAUGUCCAGAACUAAAACGAGUGAGAGGUGGGCCCGAACCUGGGCCACUCCCCUGCCUGCUGCCCGCCAGCCCACCCCCUGCCUCAGAUUUGUCACCUGCAGUGGCUCCUGCAACUAGGCUGGGGCCCUAUGUCCUUUUGGAACAAGAGCAAGGCAGCCACACUUACCAGGCUCUGCACUGCCCCACAGGCACAGAGUACACCUGCAAGGUGUACCCGGCCAGCGAGGCCCAAGCGGUGCUGGCACCCUACGCUCGGCUGCCGACCCACCAGCACGUGGCCCGUCCUGCAGACAUCCUGCUGGGCUCUCAGUUCCUCUACACCUUCUUCAUGAAGACCCACGGGGACUUGCAUAGCCUGGUGCGCAGCCGCCGUGGAAUCCCCGAGCCCGAGGCUGUUAAACUUUUCCGGCAGAUGGCCGCUGCGGUGGCGCACUGCCACCAACACGGGCUUGUUUUGCGUGACCUAAAGCUGCGUCGUUUUGUCUUCAGCAACUGUGAGAGGACGAAGCUGGUGCUGGAGGACCUAGAGGAUGCCUGUGUGAUAACUGGACCAGACGACUCUCUGUGGGACAAGCAUGCGUGCCCUGCCUACGUGGGACCAGAGAUCCUCAGCUCCCGGCCAUCCUACUCUGGCAAAGCAGCUGAUGUCUGGAGCCUGGGCGUGGCGCUCUUCACUAUGCUGGCUGGUCACUACCCGUUCCAGGACUCUGAGCCGGCCCUGCUCUUUGGCAAGAUCCGCAGAGGGACCUUUGCCCUGCCUGAGGGCCUAUCAGCCCCAGCCCGCUGCCUGAUCCGCUGUCUCCUUCGUAAGGAGCCUUCACAGCGACUAGUGGCCCCCAACAUCCCCCUGCAUCCCUGGUUAAGGGAAGACCACAGCCUUGUCUCCCCUCCACAGUCUGUCCGCUGGGAUACUGACCAGGUAGUCCCAGAUGGGCCAGGGCUGGAGGAGGCUGAGGAUGGGGAGGUGGGACUGUAUGGCUAGGGCCACCCUACUGGCCCUUCAGCUGCAAGCUGUGGAUUGCAUACCUGUCUCCGAGCUUUCUCCUGUCUCUUUGGACCAAGCUAAACCUUAAGUGCCUUUUAGGAGGAAGAAACAGCCACUAUGCUUCAUGUGAUCUCCCACACGCAUUAUGGAGGGUGAGGGCCCCUGGGUGCCAAGCCCUGUUCCAGGAGCUGUCAGCAGCAAAGAGCUAGGGGGAGAAAAUACCUUGCUAGCUGAGUGGCCUCAGUGCCACAUGCUCCCAGGCCAGCCUCUUGCUUUCUGCCCAGGGCACAUUUCAGGCUUGGCCUUCUCUGAGCUGGUGCUAGGCUUCGGUUCACAGGACAGCCCUCUUCAUCAGUGCCCCAGAUGCCUUGUGUCUCCGUGCCAAAGACCAAAGACCUCAACCCAUACCUCAGGCCCACCUGUCAGGCCAGGCUGGGAGUGUGCUGCCUGGAUUCGGUCUCCAGGCAGGAAGCCUGCUUGAAGACUUGGCCCAAGAGCCAAGACAAAAGCAUGAGAAUCCAACAAAGAAGCAUCCGCCUCAGGGAAUGAGGGUCUGGGUCCCUUUACCCUGGUGGCCUCUAGCUGGAGCAGCACAGUUGAGAGGAAAGGACAAGACAGGGACUGUCCUACUGCCAUACGGAAAGUCUCAGGCCCCUUGCUGGGGACUCUUAGUACUCAGGUCCAUUGUCAGUAUGCUGGCUUUUGUUCGGUUGAGUUUGUAUUUUCACUAUGUGCCUAAUAAAAGAGAACUGUUCUAUAUG
This is a messenger RNA of Microtus oregoni (creeping vole), 2117 nucleotides long. RefSeq names its product tribbles pseudokinase 3 (gene Trib3). Gene Ontology annotation, cellular component: nucleus. NCBI's taxonomy places the organism in Eukaryota, Metazoa, Chordata, Mammalia, Rodentia, Cricetidae. Gene Ontology annotation, biological process: positive regulation of proteasomal ubiquitin-dependent protein catabolic process; protein phosphorylation; regulation of MAP kinase activity. The coding region runs from base 211 to 1353 and encodes 380 amino acids. Gene Ontology annotation, molecular function: mitogen-activated protein kinase kinase binding; ATP binding; protein kinase activity. The transcript has 5 exons. The record is from RefSeq and is a predicted model, not a curated record.